Messenger RNA from Cordyceps fumosorosea ARSEF 2679, 1941 nucleotides. Its product is annotated as choline dehydrogenase. Lineage: Eukaryota; Fungi; Ascomycota; Sordariomycetes; Hypocreales; Cordycipitaceae. Gene Ontology annotation, biological process: secondary metabolite biosynthetic process. Gene Ontology annotation, molecular function: flavin adenine dinucleotide binding; oxidoreductase activity, acting on CH-OH group of donors. The record is from RefSeq and is a predicted model, not a curated record. The transcript is spliced from 2 exons. Bases 1 to 1941 code for a protein of 646 amino acids.
AUGCGCUGGACUAAUCUACACCUAUACUCGUGCCUCACGCUUGGCCUGACAUGCGAAGCACAGCGGUACAACGUGUUUUCGCGCCAGCUCGCCCCGUACGUGAGUGCGAUCGCCUCCCUGCUCGGCGGCAACGGGCUCGCUCCCGCGGCCUCUGGUACCCUGCAGGGCCUCCUCGGCCGUGACCAGGAGUUCGACUACGUUGUCGUGGGAGGUGGCACCGGGGGCAACGCCAUAGGGUACCGUCUGGCGGAGGCGGGCUUCAGCGUCGCCAUCGUCGAGGCCGGGACCUUCUUCGAGUUCUCCAAGCCCGGCUUCUCCACCAUCCCGGGACUUGACGUGCUGUUUGUCGGCUCGGAGAGCUACGAGGCUCUGUCCGCAGCGGAUUGGAAGUUUCAGACGACGCCACAGCAAGGUGCGGACAAUCGCAAAUUCCACGUGGCUCAGGGAAAGUGCGUUGGCGGCUCAUCAGCUUGGAACUUUAUGAUCCAUCAUCGCGGCCCCACGGGCGUGUUGGAUCAAUGGGCCCAGUCCGUGGGAGACGACAGCUACAAGUUCGACAGUUUCGAACCGUAUUACAAGAAAUCCGUGACGUUUACCCCCGGGAGCGCCUCGAAGCGGCCUGCCGGCACCUGGUCCCAGUCUGCCGCGUCCGAUUUCGCUUCUGCAGGACAGGGCGGCCCCGUCCAGGUCAGCUACACGAACUUCGUCUCCGACUGGUCGCUGUGGUUGCAAAAGGGCCUAGCAGCCGUCGGGCUCAAAGAGACAGAUGGAUUCGACCGGGGUUCACUGCUGGGAUACCACUACACGACGACGACCACGCGACAGUCCGACGCAACCCGCAGCUCAUCUGCCGAAUACGUCUACGCUGCGAACAAAAAGGGAUUGAAGAAUCUCAAAGUCUUCACCAACACCCAGGCUUCCAAGAUCAACUUUGAUAGCGGCAAGAAGGCAAGCAGUGUCACGGUGCUCUCGGCCAUCAACACCGAGUACACCAUCAAGGCGAAAAAGGAGAUCAUUGUCAGCGCCGGAGCCUACAGCUCGCCACAGCUGCUCAUGCUUUCCGGCAUCGGGCCUGAAGAUACGUUGAACCAGCACGGGAUCCCCAUCGUCUCUGCGCUGCCCGGCGUCGGCCAGAACAUGUGGGACCACAUCUUCUUCGGGCCAUCGCACGCCGUCAAGUUCAAGACCAUCGACUCGAUCCUGCACAAUCUCGCUGACACGGCCGUCGCGGUCAGCAAGUACCUGCUCAGCCACUCGGGCAUCCUGGCUUCCAACGGCAUCGAGAUGGUCGGGUGGGAGAAGCUGCCCGCGCAGCUGCGGGGCAACUUCUCCGCGGAAACGAAGCAGAAGCUCGACUGGUUCUCGGAGGACUGGCCAGAGGUGGAGUUCCUGGGCGGCAACGGGUACAUCGGGACGUUCGGGUCGCUGCUGACGCAGCAGCCGACGGACGGACGGCAGUACGCGACGCUGCUGGGCGCGCUGGUGGCGCCGCUGUCCCGCGGCAACGUGACCAUCGCGUCGACGUCGGUGCGCGACCAGCCGGUGAUCAACCCCAACUGGCUGACCGACGAGGGCGACCAGCAGGUGGCGGUGGCGCUGAUGAAGCGAUUGAGGCAGGUGUGGGCGACGCCGGAGCUGCAGUCCAUCUCGGACGGGGACGAGUACUUCCCGGGCGAGGACGUGCAGACGGACGAGGCGCUGCUGGAGGUCGUCCGACAGUCGCUGAUGACGGUGUGGCAUCCGUCGUGCACGUGCAAGAUGGGCAAGAAGGAGGACAAGAUGGCCGUGGUGGACAGCUCGGCGCGGGUGUUUGGCGUGCAGGGGCUGCGCGUGGUGGACGCGAGCGCGUUUCCGAUACUGCCGCCGGGACAUCCCAUGGCAACGAUUUAUGCGCUGGCUGAGAAGAUUGCUGAGGACGUCAUUCGCACUGCCAAUCAGUGA